AUGGCAAUGUUGUCGGUGUUGUCUUACAUUGUGGUUUCCGUGGUAUUGCUAGUGUUCAGUCUCAAGUACCUUCUCCAAACCAGAAAACUCAGGAACCUCCCACCGGGACCCACUCCUCUGCCCAUAAUAGGGAACCUUAACCUCCUCGAACAACCCAUCCACCGCUUCUUCCAACGAACCUCCAAGCAGUACGGCAAAAUCAUUUCCCUGUGGUUCGGCUCCCGUCUCGCCGUCGUCAUCUCCUCACACUCUGCAUUCCAAGAAUGCUUCACCAAACACGACCUUGCCUUGGCCAACCGCCUCCCUUCUCUCUCCGGCAAAUACAUCUUCUACAACAACACCACCGUCGGCUCCUCUUCCCAUGGUGACCACUGGCGCAACCUCCGCCGCAUUACCGCCCUCGACGUUCUCUCCACCCAGCGCGUCCACUCCUUCUCCGGCAUCCGAAGCGACGAAACCAGGCGCUUGAUUCACAGGUUGGCCAGAAACUCCCGCGAGGGUUUUUCUCCCGUGGAGAUAACCUCCAUGUUCAACGACUUGACCUACAAUAACGUGAUGAGGAUGAUAUCGGGGAAGAGGUUUUACGGGGAAGAAAGUGAGAUGAAGAACGUGGAGGAGGCCAGGGAGUUCAGAGAGACUGUGGCGGAGAUGCUGCAACUCAUGGGCUUGGCUAACAAGGGUGAUUACUUGCCCUUCCUAAGGUGGUUCGAUUUUCAAAAUGUGGAGAAGCGGUUGAAGAGUAUCAGUAAGAGGUACGAUACCAUCCUGAAUAAGAUCAUUGAUGAGAACCGUAGCAAGAAGGAUGACCGUGAGAAUUCCAUGAUCGACCAUCUCCUGAAACUCCAAGAGUCCCAGCCUGAGUAUUACACUGACCAAAUCAUCAAAGGCCUUGCUUUGGCUAUGCUUUUUGGAGGAACAGACUCAUCAACGGGAACUCUAGAGUGGUCGUUGUCGAAUUUAUUGAAUCACCCAGAGGUGUUGGAGAAGGCAAGAGAGGAAUUGAAGAGGGAAGUAGGGGAGGAGAGGUUGUUGAACGAGUCAGACCUUCCAAAGCUUCCUGUUGGAGGAUUCACUGUCCCACGGGACACAGCAGUGAUCGUCAAUGGUUGGGCCAUGCAGAGAGAUCCUGAGUUGUGGGAUGAGGCCACGUGCUUUAAACCUGAGAGGUUUGAUGUGGAAGGAGAGGAGAAAAAAUUAGUGGCAUUCGGGAUGGGAAGAAGGGCUUGCCCAGGAGAACCCAUGGCCAUGCAAAGCGUGAGCUAUACUUUGGGAUUGUUGAUUCAAUGUUUCGACUGGAAACGAGUGAGUGAGGAAAAGCUUGAUAUGAGGGAGAAUAACUGGAUCACCUUGUCCAGGUUGAUUCCAUUGGAGGCCAUGUGCAAGACCCGUCCACUCUACAAUAAAAUUACAACCCAUUAA
Molecule: messenger RNA, 1419 nt
Organism: Sphenostylis stenocarpa
Lineage: Eukaryota; Viridiplantae; Streptophyta; Magnoliopsida; Fabales; Fabaceae
Source: the annotation of a GenBank genome assembly